Molecule: messenger RNA, 945 nt
Organism: Aureobasidium pullulans EXF-150
Lineage: Eukaryota; Fungi; Ascomycota; Dothideomycetes; Dothideales; Saccotheciaceae
Product: FabD/lysophospholipase-like protein
Exons: 3
Coding region: 1-945 (314 amino acids)
Biological process (GO): arachidonate metabolic process
Cellular component (GO): membrane
Source: RefSeq, a predicted model, not a curated record
AUGGAUAGACUGAACCACAGCCGCAAGCAGAAACAGCUUGCUCCGGUCAAGCCAUGCGACGUGUUCGAUCUCAUAGGUGGCACAAGCACUGGCGGACUUAUUGCCAUUAUGCUCGGUAGACUCGAGAUGAGCGUCGAUGAGUGUAUCAAAGCAUAUAGCGGACUUAUAGCGACCGUGUUUGGAGUGCAACUGAGCAAGAUCCCCAUGACCUUGAAGGGCAAUGUCAAGCCGCGCUUUGACUCCGCGAAGUUAGAGGCAGCUAUCAAACAGGUCAUCAGCCAGAGCGGUCUCCCCGAGGACACCAUGUUUGAUGAUGGGAUCGAGCGUGGAUGCAAGACCUUCGUGUGCUCCAUCGAUCGCCACACAAAGGCUAUGGUCCGUCUUCGAAGCUAUAGUCUCCCAGAUGAGCAAAACGUCCCCGCUACCAUCUGCCAGGCUGCACUCGCUACAUCCGCUGCUACAACGUUUUUCGCCCCUGUGAGUAUUGGCAAGCGCUCCUUCGCUGACGGGGCCUUUGGCGCGAACAAUCCCGUAGACGAGGUGGAGGGUGAAGCCACAAAUAUCUGGAGCCCUGAUAUGCGCGAGCUGCAGCCUCUUGUUAAAUGUUUCAUCUCCAUCGGAACAGGUAAUCCAGGUAUAGAGCCAUUCAAAGACGGCGUGCCCGGAUUCCUUGGUGGCACGGUACCUCAAAUUGCGACUGAGACUGAAGCCACAGAUCGGAAGUUUAUCGCGAGAUGGGCCAGACAUUUCGAUGAGAAGCGAUACUUCCGCUUCAAUGUCGAGCAAGGACUGCAGGGUAUGGGGCUUGCCGAAUAUGAGAUGGAAGGAGCGAUCCAAGCAGCUUCGGAGGCAUAUUUGACCCAUACAGGACAGAAGUCCCGAGUGCGAGACUGUGUUGGCAAUUUGAGCCUGAAGCAGAGUGUGUACAUCGAAGACUUUGCAUGA